Molecule: messenger RNA, 2841 nt
Organism: Cercopithifilaria johnstoni
Lineage: Eukaryota; Metazoa; Nematoda; Chromadorea; Rhabditida; Onchocercidae
Source: the annotation of a GenBank genome assembly
AUGCUUGAACUUAAUGUGAAGCAAAGUGGAAUAAGUAAGCGCGUCCUGAAUGUGCUUUACAGGAAGACAAAAAGCGGUAAAAUCGUGAAACGAGUAAAUGAACAUUAUCUAAGAAACGAUAUUGGUUGUGGAUUGGAAACAUGUGGAUAUUGUCAACCAGUUGGGGCUCAUUCGCUCACCGAUUUGACUGUCCAGAUUUCAUCUGUGGUAUCCACCAAACACGCCAUCAUUCUUGAUUCUUCGGCGAUAAUCCGCUUUUAUCAUUUGUUCGAUAACUUGAAAUUCACGAACAUUAUUAUUACACAAACUGUUUGGGAAGAUGUGAAGAAAUCAAGCCCACUUUCUUAUAAGUCAAUGUAUACACUGUGUUACGAGAGUCCAGAGAGGAAAAUUUACGUAUUCAUGGAUGAUUUUCAUUGUGAAACUCAUCUUGACCGCGUCAAGGGUGAAAGCGAAGAAGAUAGGUUAACCAAAUCGCUGCUAAUGUGUGCCAAGUUUUAUAAAAACCAUUGGAAACAAUUUUCUAUAAUUCCGAUUAUCGUAUGUGGUACUGCUGUGAGCAAGGAUCGGUUAAAAAAACAAUUUGAAAAUGUUUUCACUUUACAGGAAUACAUUGAAGGUAUGAAAGAUAAUUCUGAUUUACUUGAUAAACUGGCCAUCUACAGUGCAGAGAGUGAGAGUCGAGGACGUAUUUUGUUUUCAGAGUAUUUGGCUCAUGAUAUAAUACAAAAUGGGAUUCGAAAUGGAAGAUUUAAAAAAUCAACAUUUCAAGUAUCACAUGAAAAUUACAUGGAAGCAUAUGUUCGUAUUGAUGAGAAGAAUACAUGGUUUAUUCAAGGACGCAUCAAUAUGAAUCGUGCUGUGAAUGGUGAUAUCGUUGCUGUGGAACUGUUGCCAGAAUCCGAGUGGACUUGUCCACAAAAAAUUAUUCGAUUACGAGAUGUGGAAGAAAUUGAAAUGAAAGAUGCGGUCAAUAAAGAGGACGACGAAGAUGAGGAAGAAAUCGAGCCAAAAAGACCGCGAAUCGAGGAAAAAAUUCCAUCUGCUAGAGUAGUUGGAAUUGUAAAACGAAAUUGGCGUCAAUAUUGUGGGAUGAUUUUGCAACCUGCUGUGAAAGAUUCAACAUGCGUACUCUUUGCUGCAGCAGAACGACUUAUACCUCGUAUACGAAUUGAAACGCGCCAGGCUGAAUAUUUAAGAGGCAAGCGAGUCAUUGUUGCAAUUGAUAGCUGGCCUAGAGAUUCACGCUAUCCAAUUGGACAUUAUGUAAGAAGUAUUGGCGUGGCAGGUGAUCGAGAAACGGAGAAUGAAGUGUUGUUAUUGGAGCACGAUGUACCACAUGGACCAUUUUCGGAUGCAGUUUAUGCAUGUUUACCUAAAAUUCCUUGGUAUGCGCCUAAUGAAAGUCACCGAAAAGAUCUUCGUUCACUGACAAUCUGUUCGGUUGAUCCUCCCGGUUGUACUGAUAUUGAUGAUGCUUUUCACUGCAUUCAGAUUGCAUCAGAUCUAUUAUUUCCGGUUGGUGUUCAUAUUGCGGAUGUUUCGCAUUUUGUUAGGCCGAAUACAGCAAUGGACGCAGAAGCAGCUCAUCGAGGAACCACCGUCUAUCUUUGUGACAAACGUAUCGACAUGUUGCCGGAGCUGCUUUCAAGUGAUUUGUGUUCACUUCGCAAAAAUGUUGAUCGUCUAGCGUUUUCAGUGAUUUGGACAUUGACGUCCGAUGCUGAUAUUAUUGAUAUUAAAUUUCAUAAGUCUCUUAUACGUUCCAGUGCUACACUUACUUAUGAAGAAGCUCAGAAUAAGAUUGAUGAUCCUUCCCUGUCAGAUUCUGUUACUAUGGGAUUGCGAACGUUAUUGGCACUAUCAAAAAAACUAAAAGCAAAACGCCAUGCUAACGGUGCUUUAACCUUGGUCUCUUCUGAAAUUAGAUUUAGCAUAGAUUCCGAAACGAAAGACCCUAUCAGUGUGCAGGAAAAAAAGAUGCUAGCAACAAACAGCAUGGUUGAAGAAUUUAUGCUGCUUGCAAACAUCUCAGUUGCAGAACGCAUAACGGCGGAUUUUCCGGAUUGUGCUUUGCUUCGACGACAUCCAAUUCCACCGGAAGAAAGUUAUAAGCCGGUGGUUGAUAUAACAAGGGCGAAAGGCUUUAGAAUGAACGUUGAAAGUGGAAAAGCGCUUUCGGAAAGUUUGGAUAAAGCUGUGGAUCCGAAUAAUGCAAUGUUGAAUACACUUCUUCGAAUGUUGACCACACGUUGUAUGACUCAAGCUGUAUAUUUUUCAUCAGGAUCGUUGCCAACCGAGCAGUACGUUCACUUUGGACUUGCUGCUCCAAUCUAUACCCAUUUCACAUCACCAAUUCGAAGAUAUGCAGAUAUAAUGGUUCAUCGGCUGCUUUCUGCUUCAAUCUGUGCUGAUUCCACUUUUCCCGAAAUGUUAAAAGGUGAUUUAGUGACCAAAAUUGCAAACAACCUCAAUUACAGACAUAAGCAAGCACAAUAUGCAGGUAGAGCAUCGGUUUUGCUCAAUACAUUGCUUUACUUCAAGGAUCGCACCGAAUUACAUGAUGGUUUUGUGAUGGGAAUCCGGAAAAACGGUAUUCAGGUAUUUGUGCCAGCUUAUGGCUUCGAAUCAAUCGUCGUUUUCCCGAGCGGAUCAAAUUAUCAAGUAACCGACGAUUCGCUAGUAGCAGAAGGUGUAGAAAUAAAGACUUUCCAACACAUCACGGUAAAGCUUUCGCUGGAUAAGACUGAUGUCCAACGUAUUCGCCUUGAUAUGAAGUUGAUUUCACCAAAGAUUCCCGGGUUUAGCGUUGAUUAUAUCCUUUCCGCUCCGGAAGAGUGA